CUGGAAUCCCCCUUAGCUCCACCCAUAGGCGACCCUGAGCCUGUACACGUGAUCGGGGCUGCGCUCCCUCCCGGCGGCUGGGGUUGGGGGGAGACUCUAGAAUCCCGUAUACCCGGAGGUCAGCGGCCGAGGCCUCAGGCGGAAAACCGCGCGCUCAAGAGUCCCAACGUCUGCUGCGUACAUGGCGUGCGAACCACAGCGCCUGUAUAUCAAUAGGAGGGGAAUUCUAGGAGCCGACGUGUGAACAUGUUCCUGAGCCAGUGCAGCCCUGGAUCCCUAUGUAGAGACGCCUGAGGAUCGGACCGUAGCUCUUGUGCCUUAUCUCCCCCCCUCAGUCUGGUGAAGUUUUCGGACACGUCUUCGCCUACGUUCUUCUGUAUUAAAUAAUUUUUGACGUUUCCCAGUCUCAGCGCCAUGGAGCCAGGAGAGGAGAGAUGACACAACUUCUCAUCUCACAGGAUCUUGAGACGAGUGGGAACUUGCUGCUUACUGAACCUUAGCCCUGCGGAGGGGACGUGCCGGAGUAUUUUUUUUAAUAAACUUUUUGUUUUGCCACUUGUCUAACACCAUGACCAUCGCCAAGGGCAAGUGUCUGCUGGCGUUCCUCUGUGUCCAGCUGGUGGUCAUGGCUCUGCUCUACAGGGAGGGUUACCGCAAGCGGGUGGCGUAUUUCUUUGGUAUAUUUUCCAAGAAUGGACCCCAAUCUAUCGUGCUCAUCAACCCCCAGAACCUCUCUCUACCUGGUGACGUCUAUGCCAAUCUCAGUCUGAUAGCCAAACCGCCCGUGCGGGAGGAUCUGCUGCCAUUUUGCCCUGAGACAUCUCCUUAUAUAGGAGGACCUAUCCGCGUCCAGUUGCCAGACAGCUUGACGCUGGAAGACGUGGUCCACAAGAACCCAUAUGUGACCAACGGAGGCCGCUACAAGCCCCCCGACUGUGUGUCUAACCAUAAGACCGCCAUAAUCAUCCCUCACCGCAAUAGGGAACAGCAUCUUAAAUAUCUCCUGUAUUACAUGCAUCCCUUCUUACAGAGGCAGCAGCUCAACUACGGGAUCUACAUCAUCCAUCAGGCAGGGAAUCGAACUUUCAAUCGGGCCAAACUGCUGAAUGUCGGCUUUAAAGAAGCGAUGAAGGAUGAGGAUUGGGACUGCAUGUUCUUUCAUGAUGUAGAUCUCAUUCCCGAGGAUGAUCGCAACUUGUACAUCUGCGACAAGUUCCCGAAGCACGCCUCCAUUGCCAUGGACAAGUUUGGAUACAAGUUGCCUUACAAGUCAUAUUUCGGAGGGGUCUCUGCCCUCACCCCAGAACAGUACAUGAAGAUGAAUGGAUUUCCAAAUAACUAUUGGGGAUGGGGCGGAGAGGACGACGACAUUGCAGUCAGGGUGGCGCUCAGCGGCAUGUUGAUAUCGCGGCCAUCUGUAAGACACGGGAGGUAUAAGAUGAUAAAACACGGACACGACAAAGGAAACGAGCAGAAUCCUCGAAGGUUUAACCUCUUGGCGAAGACGCGACGGUCGUGGAAACAAGACGGGAUGAACUCCCUGCAGUAUCACCUCAUAUCCAAGGAGCUGCAGCCUCUGUAUACCAACAUCACCGUAGACAUUGGCUCAGAAAAAGGCCAGAAGCCCCACACGUGAGACCACCCUGUUCCCGGCCUGCCAGCUGUGCCCUAUCCUCUAUACAGAGCCCCCCUCGUAUUGGAACCAUGGAGGGAGGGGGGAAGGGGGGUGGCUGAAACCCGACAAGAUGUUACAAUAUAUAAAUAUGUUUUUUUUUUAUCUUUCUACAUUUCUUUAAAUCGCCAACCACAAAACCAAAGAUGGGAUCCAGCCCCUAGAGGGCAGUGCACUCAAUCCCAACGCCCCCCUCCCGAUCCCUGUCACAAGAGGUCGUGGCUUCCCUCUUGUGCACAUAGCUGUGGAGCACCCCAUGCAGUGCACAUAGCUGCAGAGCACCCCAUGCAGUGCACAUACCUGCGGAGCACCCCAUGCAGUGCACAUACCUGCGGAGCACCCCAUGCAGUGCACAUACCUGCGGAGCACCCCAUGCAGUGCACAUAGCUGCGGAGCACCCCAUGCAGUGCACAUACCUGCGGAGCACCCCAUGCAGUGCACAUACCUGCGGAGCACCCCAUGCAGUGCACAUACCUGCGGAGCACCCCAUGCAGUGCACAUACCUGCGGAGCACCCCAGGCAGUGCACAUAGCUGCGGAGCACCCCAGGCAGUGCACAUAGCUGCGGAGCACCCCAGGC
Molecule: messenger RNA, 2251 nt
Organism: Hyla sarda
Lineage: Eukaryota; Metazoa; Chordata; Amphibia; Anura; Hylidae
Product: beta-1,4-galactosyltransferase 3-like
Exons: 8
Coding region: 569-1636 (355 amino acids)
Biological process (GO): carbohydrate metabolic process
Molecular function (GO): glycosyltransferase activity
Source: RefSeq, a predicted model, not a curated record